AUGUAUGCAACUACAAAGGCUGGUGUGGUAGGACUAGUGAGAUCACUCGCCCGCCGCCUGGCAGCGGACAAGAUCCGAAUUAAUGCACUAGCUCCAGCUGUUAUUGAGACGAACAUAGCCCCAAGUGCUGACCUUUUCAAGUCCAUGACCCUCACUCCAAUGUCAACAGCAACUUCCGCAGUAGCAAAAUUCGCAACCGACGACAUGCUGACAGGCAAGGUUGCAGAAUUGCAUGGCCAGAAUAUCACAUUUGCAGAACCACCAGCCUAUGUGGACGAGGAUACCAAAAAGAACAUUGAAAAUUUCUGGAACCUUGGAUAUGCAUGA
Messenger RNA from Penicillium macrosclerotiorum, 327 nucleotides. Its product is annotated as putative short chain dehydrogenase/reductase. The record is from RefSeq and is a predicted model, not a curated record. The transcript is spliced from 2 exons. NCBI's taxonomy places the organism in Eukaryota, Fungi, Ascomycota, Eurotiomycetes, Eurotiales, Aspergillaceae. The coding region runs from base 1 to 327 and encodes 108 amino acids.